This is a messenger RNA of Lutzomyia longipalpis, 15648 nucleotides long. RefSeq names its product condensin-2 complex subunit D3-like. Gene Ontology annotation, biological process: mitotic chromosome condensation; meiotic chromosome condensation. The transcript is spliced from 3 exons. NCBI's taxonomy places the organism in Eukaryota, Metazoa, Arthropoda, Insecta, Diptera, Psychodidae. Gene Ontology annotation, molecular function: histone binding. The record is from RefSeq and is a predicted model, not a curated record. Bases 255 to 3782 code for a protein of 1175 amino acids. Gene Ontology annotation, cellular component: condensed chromosome, centromeric region.
GGUAAAAGUAGUUUUUCCGAAUUCAGAAAGUGAUAUUGCGCCAAUUAACGCUAGAAAAGAGAAAAAUAUAAACAAUCAUAAAUAAAUGGGGAAAUCAAGGAAAUCUUCAGGAUAUGUCGUAGGAAUAUCCACGGGAAUGUUCAAUACAUACAAGACUGUAUUUUAUUGGGAAAUAAACAAACUUUUCCCACUUUUCUAAACGCCAAGAAAAACGUGAAAAUUCACAGAAAAUUCGUGAAAAACUAUCAGGAAAAAUGUGUGAAAGUGAUCAGCAACCAAUCUAUCAUCUUUUCCAGCAAUUGUCAACAUUUUUUGACGAUCACCUCGAUGCAGAACAAUUGACAGAAGUUCUGGCGGCUGAGGAUGCGUCUUCGCAGUUGCAGGGAAUUCAGCUCCUACAGAAGGUCAAAUAUGACGCUUCCUGCUCUUCAAUACUCCUCGAAAUAACUUCAGAAAUGCGAAAUAUCCGAAAUUACGUACAUUUCAAUCAAUCCGAUGGCGAGAAAAGUGAUCGAGAGCUGUCUACGGUGUCCUGGGAUAAAGUUCUCCGGGAGAUUAAGAAGGAUUCCUACUUGACAUUCAUACAGUGCCUUGUUGGUGUUCUUGGAGUUGAUUUUCACGACAAAAUAUCGCGGAAAUUGGGAUGUUUAGCUGGGGAUUGUUUUGUGCUGACUUUGGUAAUUCCCGGAGCAAAGAGAUGUGGUGUGUUUGAGGAGUCUCUGCUGCAGACAAUUGCAGAGUACCCCAAAUAUCUGGAGGAUGGAAACUUAUCGAAGCAGGAAGUGAAUGAAUUUAAGAUAUUUCUCCUCACAUUGCUGGAAGAUUUGCAAUUUCUCUUCAAACACGUCUCUCUGGAGGAAUUUGAGGAUCUCCGGACGGCAAUAUGUGUCUCAAUGAAGAAUAUCAUUCUUUUCUUCUAUCAAAAUGGUUACAAAGCUGCCAUUGAUUGUAGUUUAACUCGGAAAGCUUAUGAAAUGCUAAAAGAUCUCUGUGCAGCUCUUCAUGGAGACACAACGAAGAAUCUCACAAAGAUCUUCUCUCUCACCACGGUGCUACACAAUCACAGUGCAUCUGGGAUUCGAAACACACAGGACAUGCCACACAGUGAUAGUAUUGCGGGAUUUUUCAUCUACCUUCUUGAUCAAUUUCCCACAAAUACAACGCAAAUCUUGACCACAUUCAUUGAAGCCACCCUGUCAAAUCCCGAGGAGAAUAUCCGGGCUGAGCAGUACAGUGCAACACUGGAGAUUGCUGUGAAGUACGAGAAGGCAAUCUUUGAGAAGUGCAACGUCUCAAUUAUUCCCUACUUGGAGCGUCUUGUCUGCAGUGAAGAUGCCACACAACGUGCCAAUGGGACAGAUUUCCUUUCCCGGAUAGCCUUGAUAGAUUGUCAGGUAAAUUGGAGUAUAUUCCAGGAGGAAGUUUCCAAAAUUCCGCGUGAAGUGAAGAUCUUGCAGCUCUUGUUUACAAAGACAAUUGAUGUGAAUAACAAUGUGAAGAUGAAGGCACUUUCCGGGCUCACAAAGAUCUUUUCCGGGGGCAAUAGAAAUACCCAAAAAAUUCUUCGGGCCCUCUUUAAAAAUCCCCCGGAGCGGGAUGAAGAAAUUCCAGGAAUUGAAGAGGUAACGGAAGUAGCUGAGGAGUUUCCAAAUUAUCUCUUUCAUUUGCUGCAGAGCAGCCUGGCGCAUGUGAGGAAGAAUUCUCUGACAUUGCUGGAGAAUCUUCUUGCGUGGAAUGAGAAGCUCCUCGAAAGUGGAGGAUUCUUUGAAGAAUUAGCCAGAUUGGUGGAUGAUUCAUCUUCCCUUGUGCGUCGACAGAUCAUUUCCACUCUAAAUACUCUCAUGAAGACCUUCCCACAGAAGGAGGUGGUCAUCAAGGGUUGGACACGAUGCAUUUUACGCCUUAUGCGCGACAAUGAUGGAAAGAUUGUGGAUGCAGCCAUGGAGAGCCUCAAAAUGGUGAUCUUUGACAAUAUUGAACGCCAUGAAGAUUCUUCCACGACAGCUGCUCAGAUGCCGUGGAUUACGCUACGUACAAUGAUGCAGCAGGAACAGCGUAAAGUCCUCCGGAGUGCAAUGGAUUCGUGGAUUCGGAAUAGUAUUGUGACGCAGAAAACACUGGGUAUCAUUGAGAGUCACACAAACACGGAGAAUGCCACAGAAGCAUGGCUCCUACUCUCCUUGGUUGCGUCUAAGAUGCACACUAAAGAUCCUGAUAGGGUAGUUCUGGCUUUUGUGGACACCCUGAACUCUUCAUCGGCAAAUCUCGUCAAUCAACACUUUAUGCUGGAAAUCAUUCACGCCUGGAUGCCCCAUUUUAGUCGUACCACACUCAAUAAUCUCUACAACCUCAUCCAGCGACAUCUCUCCGAAGGGAAUCUCCCAACAUCCCUCGUUAGCCCACUCUACAAUGUCUGCCUGAAGCAGAGACAAUCUGCCGAGAUGGAGCACGAUCGGGAGUGGAUAAUUACUCUCAAUGCCAUUGCGGAAGAUUUUGUGUGGACGCAUAGACUACAGCUGACCAGCAGUGAGUGGGAGAUCAAUCAAAAGAUGGUGAAUUUCCUCUACAUCUACUCGGAGACAAGUAUGGAUCUGACGCAAAAGCCACGUCAGAGAUUCCUUGACUUCUUCUACCAGCUUUUACGUGAAUGUCGUGUGACUCAAGCCUCCAAUCCGGAGAAAUGCUGCACCCUGGUCAUCUUUGUCAGCAGGCUGGCCAUUAGGGAUACGGAUAUUGCAGCUGAGGUACUUCCGGAACUUGGGAAGCUUCUCAAAACUACACAACAUAAGAGUGUGGCUUGCAACAUUAUCGUAGCCCUCACGAAUUUGUGCAAGAAGCACACAACUCUCACGGAGCCAAUUAUGCAGGAAGUUGUGUCCAAAUUGAAAGCAUCCGUCACGGUGAUUCGCUACAAAGCUCUAUCAGCCCUCACGACUCUCGUAAUGCAGGACUACAUCAAGAUGCGCGGGCGUCUGCUUAUGAACGUCCUGGCGGCUAUUGUGGAUCCCUGUAGAUCAAUUGCCAGAGCUGCUGCUGGGAUGGUGCUGAAAUAUGUGGAAGAAAAGAAUCGUCUGCUCCUCCAGACAAGCUUUCUGGAAGUGAUCUACGUCUACAAUGGCUACAUGUAUGAACGCUUUGAGGUAUUCAAUACAGCCGAAAUGGAUGAUGAAGUGUGUCCCCUUCAAGGGAAAUCAAAGCGUCAUCUGCGCUUCCUCCUGUAUCGAUUCUUCCUGCAAAACUUCACGGAUUUGCAAUUGCUAAUGUUCCUCAAUAAUGUGGCAACGGUUCAGGAGAAAAUCCACAAGGAGACACUAAUUAAAACGCCCGAAAGUGUGGAAGCUCUCGAGGAUUUAGUGGAAGUUUUUACGAGAGUUUGUGAAUUUAAAUCCUGGACAAUGCUAAAGAGUGCUGGAAAUUCCCGGGAUCCAGAUGAUUUACCCGAUGAGGAGGUAGAUUUGCCAAUUGUGCAGGAGAAGUCUGAAGAAGCGGGGAAUCCUGAGGAUAUUGGGAAUCUCAAGCAAGCUAUUCCGGUUCUGGAUAAAAUGGUGGCAAUUCUACCGAACUUUGUUACCCGGAUGGAAGCUUUCGAUGGGAGGCUAAAGGACAAAGUAGACAUCUUCUGUGAGGCUGUUUGUGAUAAUUUCAAAUCAUUUGUUGAGUACGCCCAACCAGAGAAGUUCUGGAAGAAGUAUCGAGAUGUUAAGCGACAAAAGAAGCCCCAAGCAGCUGUGGAGAAAGUUUUGAAUUUCGAGGAUGAGGAUGAAGAAGACUUUGAUAUGUGAUUGCAAAAGUUUAUUGGUCAGUGUUUUGUGAGGAGUUUCCGGGAGAUUCCACUGAGAAUGGCAACGUGACACAUGUGCAGGAGAAGGCUGGAGAAAUUUGUACUUGGAUAGGUGUUCCAGGUGAAUUCAAUAACAGCCAGAAGGAGGAAUUUUACGCUCGUCCGGAAGUCUGUGCACCACACCAAGUAGGGCAAGGAGUGAAAGUACCAAACGUAGAAUUGAUAGUGAAGGCUCCGAGAGAAGACGAUGCCAAUGAAGUUACAGAGAAAGAUGGGAAGGAUGGCCAGCUGGGUGCAUCGAUCAAAAUGAAUUGAAUAUUUCUCUUCACUGGGCUCUUCCACAACUGGCGGUGGUCCCGUACUGUUCAUCUUGAGACCCUUCUCGAAAGCACUGAGGAAUUUCUCCUGAUCCGGAGAGAGCUUCUCUUCAUUCUCUUGACCUCCAGCCUGAACUUGUUUCCUGCGUCGCUGCUUUUGACGCUUCUGAGACUCCACUUCGGCAUUUUUGGCAUCAAUCUGUGGCUGUAGCUGAAGCUGAAGCUGCCGGAGGCGACAGUAAUUCUGAAAGUAGAGAAAAGCCGGCCGGGAAAGCACGAGGAGGAAUAUUGCAUGCCCCAGGAGAAGUCCAAUGUGAAAAUUUCUAUUAAUGAAGACUUCCUCUGAUAGAAAGCGAUAGUUCACCGUCCAUUUGUGCUCAAAUACCCUGCCGAGAUCAAAGCUACCCUUGAUGUAUUCCAGCGGAUAAGUCAGGAGGAAUGGAGCUCCCAAAAGCAACUGAACUCCCGCACAAAUAGCCAACUGAAGCAUUGUCUUCACAUAGCCUAAGUUUGUGAUGUAAAACAGGAGUAUUGCUGGAGCAAACAGUAGAAUAUUCAUCUUCACAGAGACUCCUAAACUCAGAAAGAUGCUCCCCAAGUUCCAAUUGUUGUCCAGGAAGCAAUUAAGUGCAGCAUAGAAGAAGAUAAUUGCCACGGGAUCAUUGAAGAGCCUCAAAACAUAAAUUGAAUGGAUCCUGUAGGAUGUGAAUGUGGUGAUAAGGAGCACAUAUGGUGGAACUUUUUGGGAUUUCGAGUAAAUCCUCAGCACCAAGAACAUCUGCAUCAAAUAGAUCCCAAUGAAAAUGUACUGAGCCAAUUGGAUGUUCUUCCCAUAGUUGGUGAGGAAGUACAGCACACUGUAGAUGUACACAAAGCCAGCUGGGUACACCAGAGGUCCCGUUUCACCUAAAAAUAGAGCAAUUCCGGUCAUCUCCUGGAUCUAUUUUUGGAAGAGACAAUCUCAACGUGCAUCUCACCUCGAAGCAUAGCAUAGUUGAGGGUACCAUUGAGGAAUCCCUCACAUUCCUGCAUGUAUGCCACCCAAUCAAUCUCCGUGUAAGGCACCCGGAGAACAACAGCUACAUUCAGGAGGAGUUCUGCCAGCAAAAUCGCCCACGUAACAACCGGCAGCCGGGAUGGUUCGAAAAGGAGGGACUUUGCAAAGAGUGAACUUCUAGCUAAGAGAGACAAAGAAGAAGAAGGAAUUUGAAUUCACACGAGAUUUAUCACAAAAUUCAGGGACGAAACAAUUUUUCAGAGUGGUGCAGAUUUGUUGUUUCUUUAAAAAGAGAUUCAUUUGAAAAAGAGACGAUUUCUACAUGUUUUCUAUGGUGGAGUGUUACACAGAUAUGGGACAAAUUGGCCAAGACGUGAGUAUCUGUAUAAAUUUUUUUGCUUAAACUUGUAUUAGCUUAUGGUAGUUAGUUGAGAGGGGGAGCAAAAGAAGUUACCUUUUCUAUCCACUUUCCUUUUUCACCUGCAAUAAUGCAACAAAAGUCACUCAAGUGAAUUCAAUGCAGAAAAUACACCGUGAAGUUCAUAAAAUUUAAAAACUUCGUAUCUCAGUUUAAAAAUCUUUUUUUUUUCAUUCGACGUUCGCUCCUCAUUUUUAAUGCAAUAUUGCAAAAAAAUGCAAAUUAUCCAUCGUCCCUGUAUGUUGCAAAAAUGUUUGCAUUAAUCUCCUGUGUGGUUCAGAAAAAUAUAAAUUGUAUGAGAAGCAGAUCUACAUUAUUUUUUCACUUUUAUGCUCUUCGCUUUAUUGAAGCUUAGAGUAUAAAAUUGAAUGGAACGGUGUAGGGCAAUGAAUAAAAAGUUUUACAUUGACUAUUGAAACGUUUAAAGCGACAUCUCGAAUUAAUUUUCAGAUGACUAAUUUAUCUGUUUAUCUCUUUUAUGAAAUCAAUACUAAACAGAUUUUGAAAAGAAUAUUUUUGAGUAUUUAGAGCCAAAUGAAUCUAUAAAUAAAAAAAAUUACUGCACAUAGCUACGAUUUAAUUAGGUCUCACCGAUAUCGCCACCUGUUGCAUUUUUUACUUAAACUAAAGCUCUACCUGUUGCACUCUAUUGCUAGCGCCACCUGUUGCCUAUCUUAUUUUCCAUAAAUUGUUCUAUUAAAUGAAAAUUAUUACUCCACAUUUUACAUGCUCACAUAUAACACUACAAUGUAACAGAUAAAAUGCGUGGGUUUGAUUUCCAUUUUUUUAUAUGCAUAUAAUUAUUAUAAAUUUUAUAUUUUUUAAUCCACACGACCUGAGUGUGAGUGUGUAAACAAGGCAAUUAAUUGUGACUUAGAAAAUCACGAUAUUGUUGUUUUGCUGCCUCUUCGAGAGUACGCCAUAUGUAAAAAAGAAUGUAUAUAUGGUGUGUGUGUCUGUUCUCAUUUUCGAAAGAAGAAGAAAAUUCUCGGUACGCAAACAAUUGUUCGCAUUUUCAAUUGAGUGUCUCUCUACUCGCGUAUAGCACAUAAAAUAUGUAUAUAUGCCUAAUCCUCAAAGUAAACACAAUAAAUAAAGCUUUUAUACGACCUCCUUGGUACAAUUACCCAAAUUUUGGGUUAAUUGCCGCGCAAGAGUUCGCACGUGCUUGGAAACUCCCGUCUAAAAGUUAUUUCCAGAAUUUUUUCUCUGUUCAAUUUUUUUCUGCAACUGAAUAAAUUUGCUCCGGAGUUUUUUCUUAGUGGGAUAAGUGAGAAAAUGUACGUAUAUAGUUUCAAAAAAAAAUUGCAUAAAUUUGUCUUUAUUGGACUUUUCAAUUAACACUGUGGCAAAUUGCCUCAUUUUUUUCCUCUCCUCCGUGUAGCUGUCUCGUCUGGCACCAAAAAGGCAGUCAAAAGAGAUGAUUUAGAAUAUGCACACAAGUGUGGGGAGAAAAAAUCGCGAUAUGAACUGACAUCCUUUCAAUGAAAUUUAUUGGGAGAUAAAUGAACUCUUUAUUGAAUUUUUUCCAUCCAAAAAAAAAUCGUUCAUUUGUUUCGGUUUUAGCAGUUAAUCAUAAUGAUUUGUGAUGAUCUCAUGAAAUAUUAGAGAUACUUGAUAAAAAAAUGAGGUCUUCAUGUGAAGAAAAGUUUCGGAAGAAAUUCGGAACAUUCCGAAUUGAGUUAUUAACUUUUAAAGCAAUUUUUAAAAUAGUUCCCAACAUUUCCUUGAAAAAUUUACACAAAAAACGUUUUCCGGAAAAAUGUCUGAAAAUUCCGGAAAGCCAAUAUUGCAGUUUUAAAGUCGAUUAUAAAAAAUUAAUAGAUAAAAAGUAGUUAAAAUGUGAUAAAACUAAGGAUAUGAUUCUUUUUUGUGAGAAUUGCACAAUAAAUUCGCAUGAUUUUCAUUUUGACCUCCAGGAAAGUGUACAAAUUUGUAAACGAUUGUACUCCCCCUUGAGCGGAUUAGAGUGGAGGAGGAUUUAAUGGGUAUAUAUUCCACUGUUUGUCCAUCAAUAUAUUGGCAACAAUCAACAAACAGUGGCAUGUCACUAGAGACCCUACCCUAGACAAAAAUAUUCCCAUCGUAUGGCUGAAAAAUGGUCAUGAGAGUUGGUAUUAGAGAUGAAAAUAAACACAGCAAUUCCAGCUGAUUCGCAUAGCGAUAUGCUAAAAUUAUUUGAUGUUUCAAAGUCAUCUCCAUAAAUUUUCCACUUUAGCACUGCUCUCAUACGGUGGAUUUUUUUCACGCACCACUGCAUAAUAUUUUCUCACAUUUGGAUUUUAUCUCGGCAUAUACAAAAAUUAUAAUUUUUUUAACUCAAAAAAUCGUGGAAAAUAUAUUUGUUUAACUAAAAAUGAAGACAAAAAGCUUUAUCAACUUUUUGGGUAUAUUUGAGCGUCCUUGUGGAAAUUUUCAACAACAAGAAAAAAAAGAAACAUUAGGCAAAUAAGAUGCUAAAAAAAUAAAUAAAUUUAUACAUUUCAUCGUCUUGCCACUUGAUGUGAUUCCCUUAUUUAGAAACAAGAUUCACAUUGUUUGCAAAAUUUUCAAGAUAUUCCAGACGCGCAUGUUUACAAUAUUUAUUUUCAAAAGUCGAAUUUUGAGUGAAAAAAAAUCUUUUUUUUUUUAAAUAUUUCAAAACAAAUUUCAUUUCUGUGGCAUCUCUGUGUUCAGAAUAAAACAUAAUGUUUUAUAGGAUUCUUUUAAGGAUUUCUGUAAAAAGACAUAAAACAUUCUUUUGGAGUUAAAAUAUCUCAAUAAAGAGAGAUGUGACGAAUUAGUAAAAAUAAUAGAUGAAAAUUCAAGAAAAGGGACUCUCAUUGUACGCAAAGAAACACUAAAAAGAGAUAGAGGAUUAUCUCUUUAAAAUUAAGUCUUUUAAAUUUAGAAGACGCUAAAUGUAAAUAUGGUGUCUAAGAUACCUUGAUGUAUUGUUCACAACAAGUAUCAACAUAGUAUAUAAGCUUCCCUAAUGAUUUUAAGCCAUACUUUGGGUUGUUUAUCUAUUUUUCUGCCAAGAUCGUAAAUGUGAUUCUUCUCCGAGAGGAGACAUCUGGGGUUGUAGCAUGAGCGACGGAGAUGGCCUGAGGAAAUUUAUCAGUCAUCAGGAGUUUUAUAAAAGAACGCAUAUGGAGAGUCGUUUAUGUAGAAAAUAUGAGGAAAAACACGAUGCUGCGUGGUGAGGAAGAAGAAUAUAAAAAUGUUGCUUGGAAAUGAACGAAAUUUGCGUAUGAAACUUGUUGAUAUUUUCAUUUGCUGUUUUUUGACCUCUCAUGAAUAUUUGUGGAGCAUUAAAUUACGAAAUGGGAUUUCGGCGGUAAAGAAUGAGGGAGUAAAUAAUGUUGUGGUGGUUACCAUUUUAACUAAAUGCGCUCUUUUUAUCACACAGCGUUAGACUAUUUUUAACAAAUCAACGUAGUUGAAAAAAAGUUCUUUUAACAUGUGCAAACCAUUUUAGAGGCAUAUUAUGAUGGUUCUUAUUUACCAUGAGAUAUUUGUUUGUCGUUGCUAGAGGAGGUAUUUGUCCCACUAAUUUGUUAUUUCCUCAAUCGUGGGUGAUGACUUAAUUAAAUUGAAUUUAUGAGGAAAAUUCCUUAAUUUAGAUUUUUUUUUACCAAAGUUCAUAAAAUUCCCGUAAAAAGCCUCUUGUAGCAUUUUGUUAAAGUCUCAACUAUCUUGCAACAUAAAUUAAACGAUGAUAUUGCAUUUAAUUUAAUUCAAUGAGUGUGGGGGGAACUUAACGAGUCACCUCUUACUACCUUGGAGAGAUAAGUUAGGGAUUAAUUUGAUUUUUAUUGAUGCUAUUUAGCCAUACACUCAAAGUAUAUAAUUUCAAUGAGUAAACAACUUUACCAACCAUCAGAUUCUUUUCCCAUCGUUGCUUGUGAUAUGACAAACACUGGGAGAAAACCAAUAGAAUAUCAUAAGCUAUAAAUCUUUAAUAUAAAUUGUGUCUGUCUGUGGUGUUUGCGGUUAGAGUAAAAGUGAAAAUCCUCAUAGUUGACGUCACUGUGUGAUGAUUUUUUUGUCAUAAGUAGUCUAUUUUCCCUCAGAAUGAAAGCUAUAAAAUAUUACUUUAUCUAUUUUUUAUUUAAUAUUUUCCUUUAAUAUUUUCCCUUAUAUACUUACUAUUAUUACGUAUAUAAAUUAUUAGAAAUGAUGAAGCUUCUCAGAGAGACACCAUAUGUUUUUCCUGCUUCUAUAAAUAAAAUCAUUUCAUUUAAAAUUUAUUCUUUUUGCGUAAUUCCUUCAAUUCCUUUACAUAACUCCACCAGCGACAAAAUUGCAUUCCAAUCAAUUUUUUGUUAAAUCAUUACAUCUCUGGGCAAUUUUUCAUUGGAUUUGUGCAUUUGAAACAACAUUUUUUUUACUUUUACAUAAUUUAUUUCUGGAGGAGAAUUUGUCAUAAAAAAUGGGGUUAAUUUGUUAUCAGUUUUUUUUAUGAGAAAGUAUGCUCUAUUGGAAAUGUUUAAAUUCCACAUAGAAAUCACAUUUAGCCAUCAAAAGGAAUAAUCAAUCACUUGAGCUGUGGGAAUGAGUGAGAAAAUACCAAAGGAAAACUUCAUGUUUUCUCGUAAAUAACUCGCACGGUGGUUGGUUAAAAAGUUUCAGUCCUUAUAAUGUUAGAAGGAAAUUAGAAUUUAAAAAAUAUUAUUCAUAUCAAUAUGAAUAAAGUUCUGUUUCGAGGUAACAAUCAAAGUAUUCGUAGUUUUGUAGAGAAUUGAAAAAGAAUAAGAAAUCACCAGAAACUUAUCAUUUUUCACUACGGGAUGAACAGAACUGGGCUGAAGUUGGCCGAAAAUUGGAGCGAAAUUGGUAAAAAUUUGUUCAAAAAACAACGUCCCAAUUUGUAUUUACACUCAUAGAACAAAAAUUCCGUAUUUAUCACUGCAAAGUGAUAAAUACGGAAUUCUCUUAUAUGAAACACCACUUUUGCAGUGAUAUAUACGGAAUUUUUUUCUAUGAGUGUAUGUACACAUAAGGAUAUGAAUAAACUCCUUUUCUAUGGCUUUUUUUUUAGUCCCGAAAAUAUUCUUUGUAUUUGCUAUGUAUCUUUCAGUGAUAUCAUAAGGAGAUAUUACAAAAUGAAAAAAACUUCUAUGAAUUCAUACAUUUAUUUGACUUUGCUAUGAGGGACCGAAAACUUUUUACUACACCAAAAUUUUUUUUAGUGGUCUCCAAAUCCAAUAAACACGAAAGUCGCAGGAGUGAAAGGGUUGAUUUAAAUACAAAAUUUAUAAUUGGCUUCUGGUAGCAUUCUCCGGGUUAUUUUUAUUGGUGAUUUUUUUUUGCUGUUUGGAAAUAAAAGUCGCGUGUUUUUGUGAAUUUCUCUUUUUUCCGCGGGCAAGGGAAAUGUUCAGAGUUCGUUGAAAGUAUUUUUGCAGCUUUUGAGUGCAAUUUGAAAGUCUAAUGAGAGUGCAGGAGAUUUUGAGACAAAUAACACUUGAGAUUGCCAUUAAGAAGGUAUAAAUUGGACUGAAAUAUUGGUAAACAUCUCAAUUAAUGAUGAUUUGCAAUAUAAUUUUCUCUGUGAGUGCAAAUACUCAGAGAAGUUCAACUUGAAAUCAAUCAUGGCGAUUUCUUCUUCUUUCUAAUUGCUAAUUUAACAAGACAUUUUCUUUGGGAUUCUAUUGGAUAAUGAACUAAAUUAAACCCCCACUUUUAAUCUGGUGGAGUCAAAAUCCAAGGUUUUUUUUAAUUUAGCAGACGAUAAGAAAAAAACAAAAAUAAUUUUCUUUUUAAGAAAAUUUCAAUUUGAGUGCAAAAAGAUAUUUAAUUGAGAUUAUAAAAGAAUCAUAAAGUUGAAGAAGGAAAAUACAUAGAAAGAAAGGCGAUGGCAUUUGUGGAAAUGAUGAAAAAAAGAAGAAGAUUGUGUUUGUGAAUGAUAAGCAAAUAUAGAUGCGAUAGAGCAAAUGAGAUGGAAAAACAGUUCACAAAUAGCUAAAUAAAUGUAGCGAAUGAAAGAAAAAAAUGAAGAAACACACUCAAGUCUGACUCAAGUCUACUAUAGCAAAUACUUAAGUGGAUUCCCGUCAAUCAUUAAUUUAUUACUAUAUGGGUUUAUGUUCUAUGGUGUGGUGGUGUCAGAGUGGCUGAAGAAGACGAAAAUCGCGCUGGGGCUGUGUGUACGAAAAAAUGAGUUUCACGAUGUGCUAAAAAUUCUAAGAAAUUGUCGGUUUUUUCCGAGAAAUUAUUUGAAUAAUACUCCGUGAAUGCAAUUAUUCAUAACAACUUGUAUGAUUUGCCUCUUUAUAUUUCUCGUGUCUCUCUUUCCUUCCAUUCAACCACAUGUCUUGCAUUAAUUCAGUGUAAAUAGAAGCACAUUCACAGACAAUUGUGUGACUAUCUAUAGAAACAAUAAUAAAAAUUAUAUAUGUAACCCCAUAUAUGUAUAAUAUAAUUCUCACUCUUCGCGUCUCAUCAUCAAAUUCACGAUAAGUAAUUUUAUUUAUUUUUCUUCUGCCCAUGAUUGGCACAAAUGGAUUGUCUCGGAAGGAAAAUGAGAGAGAGAGAGAGAGAGAGAGAGAUGUUGUACAUAAUGUAGAGAAUUUGUGAGCCCCAAAAGAUAUAUGUGUCACGAAUAUUACUUCAAAUAUGGUACUAUUUUUAGGCUCCACUGGCCGUGCUUUAUCAGACAAAGGCCAUAAAACCCCAUGCAUCCAAAACUUCGAACAAUGGGCACUCCGCGAGAAUCGAGCUCAAUUGGGUGGGUUCAAUUGAAUUAAUAAACUUGCUAAAUGAAUUUAUUUUUCAUCGAAAGCACUAUAAAAGUUAAUUUGGUGAUUUUUCCUUCCAUACGCUUUCCUAUGCCAUUAAAAUGUCCCAUCAAUUUAGGUCGGAUGUCUGUUUUUUUUUAAAGAUUCGAUGGGUAAUUAAAUUUAGAGAUUUUUUCGCGGAAAAAUGAUUGAAAAUUGUUAUCGAUAGAGUGGAUUUAAAUAAGGGAGGAUAGACUAAAUUCGAUAUCUUCCACCAAACUUUAUUUCGUUACCUAUGUAGGUAUUGUUUAUUCUGGAAAUUCUGUGAGUUCAUUGACUUCUUUUGCAUCUUCUGUAUUGAAUAAGAAAUUAUGCUGAUUGCAGGUUCAAGAGAAAACUUUGACAUGCAUUGAUUGUUUUAUUUGCAAAUGGAAUUAAUAUUAAUUCACCCAUUAAUGUCACACACAAUACAAUACGAAAGCACACGGAAAAUAUGUACUCAUAUAAGACUAUAUUCUUAUAAAUUACUUUGAGGCAUUAUAUGGACUUUUUUAUUGCUUUUCUCAACCAACAUUUUGCUUCAUUUUCAUCCCAUCGAGACGAUUGACGCUAUCAUUAAAUUUUAUUUGUGUUUGUUUUUGAGACUAUAAAUACAUACGAUAAUAAAUAUACUAUUUUCUACCCUAUAUUAAUAUCCCUCAUAUUGUCACAUUUGCAACAUAUUUAUUGCAAAUGAAUACAACUUUCUACGGCAUUUGUGAAUCAAAGGGGAUUUCUAAAGAAUUUUCUUUCAUCUCCUGCAAUAGAAUUUUAUUGACAAAAGAACUGCAAUCAUUAAUGAAAUUUUAAGAUAUAAUUUUAUGAUUUUCAUGAUUUUAUGAAAUUUUAAAAAGAAUCUAUACCAUUAGGGUUAAAAGGGGUAACUGACUUGUAUUAGUUACAAAAUUAAAGCUAUUGAACAAAAUGAACAUGUAAUAAGAAUUUUGCAAAGCAAUACAAUAUCAAGGUCCACCACAACAAGGUUUCUCCUAUAUUAGAAUCUCAAUCCACCGUAGCGUAACUAACCUUACCCCUGACUUCAUCCUGCAAUAUGCAUUUUCUAUAUAAAUACAAUUAAAUACAAUAGUCCAGUUGACUGACUAACGUGCGUGAUAAUCGUAUGCAAAGAAGAAAGAAGUCUCGAGCAUUAAUUAGUGUAUAAAUAUAUAUUAUUGUAUGUUGACCCAUUCAAUAUUGAAGGUAUACAAGAUAUGAAAAUGUGCAGAAUGGAAUUCUUUUGGUAAACAUGGCACAAAACAAUGUUUUUUUUUUCUUGAACAAGAGUCCCCAUCAAGGCUUUCAUACCGGCUUCACCUUGAAUUUCAUCUGUCUCUCGCGUUUAACAUACAUUUUUUCCUCACACCAAAAAGCAUUUAUAUUUUUCAGCACUUGAGAACGUUUCAUUUUUUUUUGGAUCUCAUUUUUAAUUUCUUCCACGUGUCUCGUCUCUUUAUGUGUCACUUUUUUGUAUGUGGUGUAGAGUAUGUGGUAACGUACGACGUCUCCCCCGUUGUGGCGUUCAAAAUAAUUGAAAUGACCUACAAUAUGUGGUCAGUUAUGUGUAGCACACUAAAUAUUAUGAUCUGUAAGGAAGUGAAGAGACGUGUUUUCGUGGCGCCAAGGAGGGUUAACGUGCCCACAGAGAGACGUGAUCCUCGUGCAAUCGUGAUUUCUAUAGCAACUCUCCAGUUUAUUUGUUGCGGAGCACGAUUAAAAGUAGCUGAAUGAUUUAAAAUUGAAUCAAAAUGAUUAUUCUUUGUUAUAUUUAUAUAAUUCUUUGUUAAUGUUGAAAGAGCAAAAAAAGAGAUUUUUCUAUAAAUCUUAAGAAUAAGAAAUCUAGGUCAAAAUUUUAAUUUAUAGAGUUGAAUAAUAUUUUUAGAAUGAGAAGAAAAAUUAAGUGAUGUAUUAGUAUUUGCAGAAAAAUCAUUUGUUCCCAUUUUUUUUUUCAAAUUUUAGUCUAUAAAUUUUAAAUUUUAAUUAUGAAUCCUAAAAUAGUUUAAAAGAAAUUUUAAAUAAAAUAAUCCAUUUACUAAAAAAAAGUUUUUAACAAACUUCUCUAGCUGGAUAUUCUGCUUAUCGUUCGUGUACCGCUUGUAUUAAAUGGCACAAAAAGAGCACAAAAUCAUUAAUCUCGUGAAAUAAAAAUGAAAAAAAAAAUUGAUUGAAAAAUAUUCUGCAUAUUGGCGUCGUCAAUCAAAAGGAAAACAAGUGAGAUUCAAGUGAAUUAUUUUUCACGAUUUUUUUGUACCACCACAACAUUAAUUUUCCCCCACAUCUUAUACGGCUUUUCAAUGGUCGGAGCACUCAAUUGAGGAGACUGAAGAGGCGCACACAAUGGCGAUAUUAUUUUUGCUAUUUGUGUGUUAUUUUUGUUGAUUUAGGAAUAGAUUAAGAAUUAAAUUUAUAGCGUAUGCCAAGGCCUAUGAGGUUUUUUAUAUAUAUUAUUUAACAUUAGCUAGAGCGCGAAAAAUACAUCGCGAGAGAACUUCCGUCCUUCGACACUCGCUUGGGGAAUUGCUAUUUAAUUCAUGGCAAGAAUAAAAUUACAAAUUAUGCUGGAGUCUCACACUGUGGAGCCCUUCUUUCAGCUGCUUGAAAAAAAAAAUGUAAAAUAAAAAAAAAACAAUGAGCUGCGUGAUAUAUAAAUUAGCCAAAAAUAUCCCGCUUCACCUUGAUUAAAUUGAUAUUAUCUCUUUUGUGUGCCUUCUUAUGUACUAUACCAACAAUGUUUUUUUCUGAGUGUACGACAGUGUGGAAGAAUUUAUGUGUUUCGGCUGUUGUUUAUACAGCUCGAUAAUCGCCAAUUCCUGCUUUUUUGCACCAUUGCGCUGAGGAACCCACCUGUGAUGAUUAAUUACGCGACGAAUGACACGUAAUUUAUUGCGACUUAUUGUUUUCACUAUUUGCGGGGUACUUUUAUAAAUAAACUUCCGAGAAAAAAAUUAUUUAUAGUUUGCACAUAGUUUUGUUCGAAAUAAUGGGGAUUUAUUGUUUUUUUUUAAAAUCAUUUUAUUGAUUUAUGUCGUGAAUUUUAGGCAAAUGCAUAUGUAGAAAAUUCACUUAAAGCAGGAUGAUUACUUAGUAGUUUUAUUAGUAAAAGAAUGAAUUCAUUAAUAAAAAAGAAAUAAAUAAAAAGAAACGCUCGUUAUUAUUACCAUCGAUAUGUCCAUGAAGCAUAUGCUUUUACAUAAUGCACACUGCUGAUACAUUCAUACAAUUUUGAAUGCUAUCCUUUAUUAUUAUUAUCAUUAUUAAAUUAAGUGAUAAAAAUAAUUUUUCUUGUUAUUAUUUCGUUUAAUUCGUAAUAGUAAUUUUACAUUUUAUUCUAAUUUAUAAAAAAAAAAAACAUUACCUACAGAUCUUAAUAGGGAUUAAAAUUUCAAUUGAAAAAAAAAAAA